CUUGUGAGCACUCAGGAUUAACUACCCAGCUGUGAUGGGCACCCAAUGGAUGUUUUUACUCCUCUUCCCUCUGCCGCUGUGCCAAGCUUUACAGUGUGAAAAUUCCCAGGAUUCGUGCCUUAACGGAGGAACGUGUAUGAGGCUCCAGAAUGGAACUCACCUCUGCAGCUGCCUUGGCGGUUUUCAGGGUGACCGGUGUCAGUUUGCUGACCCUCCAUGUUCACCGUUUCUUUGCCACAAUGGAGGCACAUGUAAACGAUUGUCAUCCUCAGAGUAUCGCUGUACAUGUGGCCCUGGAUGGACAGGCAAACACUGUGAAUUAAUCGAUCAUUGUACCACCAACCGAUGCAUGAAUAAAGGGAAAUGUGUCAACAAGGAUGUGAACCCUCGUGGGGGUUUUGAAUGCCAGUGCCAGCGUGGCUACACUGGAGAGGCUUGUGAGAAGGACGUAGAUGAAUGCCAGGAAGCUGGCAUAUGCAAGAAUGGUGGGACUUGUAAGAACACCGUAGGAUCCUUCUUGUGUGUGUGCCCAGCUAUGUACGACGGAAUAAACUGUGAAAUGAGAAGAGGACGGUGCUCUAUACACAGCUGCCUCAAUGCCGGGACUUGCCAUCAAAGAAACCUCAACUUAUACCAGUGUGCAUGCCCACCGGGCUACACUGGAUCUGAUUGUGAGGAGAACAUUGAUGACUGCAUUAACCACAAAUGUAAAAAUGGAGGGAGCUGCAUAGACGGACUUGAAAAAUACACAUGUAAAUGUCCUCCUGGAUGGGAAGGAGGACUUUGUUCCAAAGACAUUGAUGAAUGUCAGACUCCUGGCAUAUGUAGAAAUGGCGGUACUUGUCAGAACACAUACGGAGGAUACAAAUGUGUAUGCGUUAAUGGAUGGGAUGGUGACAACUGUGAACACAACAUUGAUGACUGUGCAACAGCCACUUGUGCUGAGGGGUCUACCUGCAUCGACCAAGUGGGGACGUAUAUCUGCCAGUGCCCCCCAGGAAGGAUUGGUCUUCUGUGCCACAUGGAGGACGGAUGUAAAAAAAAUCAAUGUCACCCAGAAGCCACUUGUGAUACUGAUCCCUCGUCCCACAGGAUCUUUUGCCGUUGCCAGCCGGGCUAUACCGGACCCACUUGUUAUGAAGACCUGGAUGAAUGCCAGUUAGGUCCUUCCCCCUGUGAACACGGUGGAGAAUGUGUAAAUACUGAGGGCGCCUUCCUGUGUCGCUGCCCCCUCGGAUAUACGGGCACCCGCUGCGAGACAGUCCAGAAUGAGUGCAACUCCAAUCCCUGCCUCAACGGAGCCUCAUGCUUUGACUUCCUGGGUCACUUUGAGUGUGUGUGCGCUCCAGGAUUUGAGGGAAUUCUCUGUAAUCAGGAAGUAAGCAAGUGUUCAAGUUCUCCCUGUGUAAACGGAGGAAACUGCACUGAUCUGUUAAAUGAUUUUCAUUGUUCCUGUCCCCCUGGUUUUCAGGGCCCAAGAUGUGAAACCGACAUUGACGAAUGUGCCAGUUCACCGUGCCACCACUCUGGCCUCUGUAUAGAUCACCUUGGUUUCUUUACCUGUGAAUGCUUGAGUGGAUUCACAGGGCAGCUGUGUGAGGAAGACAUUAACGAGUGUGACAGUCAACCAUGCCAUAAUGGCGCCACCUGCCUGGACCAACACAAUGGCUUCCAGUGUUUGUGUGAGCCUGGGAUCACAGGUACCACAUGUGACAUGAAUAUUAAUGAAUGUAGCAGUGACCCAUGCCUUAACGGACAUUGUGUUGACCUGGUGAAUUCAUUUAUGUGUCUUUGUGAUCCCGGGUAUUCAGGCAGUCAUUGUGAAGUAGACAUUGAUCAGUGCAGGUCCAGGCCAUGCCAGAAUGGAGGCAUCUGCCAAGAUGUGGAUGAUGGUUUUCAGUGUUCCUGCCCUCCAGGAACAGCCCUUCCCCUGUGUACCUUGGAGAAUACCACCUUUGCCAAUACAACGUGCCUUCAUGGCAGCAAUGAAACACAGAACAACAGUUCUCAGUGCGUCUGUGACAUAGGGUGGACAGGGUCAUCUUGUGAAACCCCUAUUGAUGAAUGUGCCAGUGUUUAUUGUGAGAACGGGGGAACAUGUCAUCCUCACCAGGGUGGAUAUAACUGCUCGUGCCCAGCAGGACACACAGGGUUAAACUGUGAAAUUGCCAUCCAGCUGUGUUAUCCUGAGACCUGCCUCAACGGAGGCACUUGCGUUGAGAACCCCAACAUCACUGACCCCUCAUGCCUCUGCCCUGCAGGAUGGCAAGGUCCACACUGUGAAGAGGAUGUGGAUGAAUGUUCAGAUGACCCCUGCAAGAACGGGGCAAGUUGUGUUAACAUCCCUGGAGCAUACAGCUGUGUCUGUGCCUUGGGGUACACCGGACAUCACUGUGAAUCUGCAUUAGAUUACUGCCUGCCAGAUGAUUGCCAGAAUGGUGGUACGUGCCUCAGUCUGCUUGACUCGUUCACCUGCAUAUGUCCCUCUGCAUAUACAGGAAGACUGUGUGAGGAGCAUGUUGACAGCUGUGCAAGUUCGCCCUGUCAAAAUGGUGGAUCAUGCAAGAAUCGUGGCGACUCCUAUACCUGUGACUGUGUCAGAGGCUACGAGGGGACGGACUGUGGGGUGAACAUCCAGGACUGUACCGACACUUCAUGUCUAAAUGGUGGCACCUGUGUGGAUGGUAUUGCCUCCUACUCCUGCGUGUGCCCAGAUAGGUUCACAGGAAGUCAGUGCCAAGACCAGCUGACCUACUGUACUCCGGAUUCCUGCAAGAAUGGUGGUACCUGCCAUGACGUUCCUGGUGGGUACAUCUGCUCCUGUCCUGAAUUGUACACAGGUGGUGCCUGUGAGGACAUCAUAGACUUCUGUGCUCGUAGACCAUGUCAAAAUGGAGGAAUAUGCUCUCAAACAGGGACAAGAUAUCGGUGCCAAUGUGCCUUCGGAUGGGUUGGAAGUCACUGUGAGACCCCGCUCCUGACCUGCAAGGCAACAGCCUCCAGAGGUGUGGAUCCAGAAACUCUUUGCAACAGACAUGGAAAUUGCGUGGAUUUAGGGGCAUCCUAUGUAUGUCGUUGUUUCCAGGGCUACUCUGGCACUCAUUGCCAGGAGAAGAUUGACCCAUGUCUCCCAAACCCUUGUAAGAAUGGUGGUCGCUGUCGGGACAUUUCUGGGUCCCCCUCUUGCCAGUGCUUACAUGGAUAUCAUGGGGCAACCUGUGAAGAGAAAGAUCCAUGUCUGUCCAAGCCUUGUUACCACAAUGGGGUGUGCGUGCCCAAAGGAAGCAAUUAUCAUUGUGUGUGCCCAACAGGAACCCAAGGAGCCCGCUGUGAAAUUAAUAUAGAUGACUGCGCCACAGCCGAAGCUCGGUGCUUCCAUGGAGGCACGUGCAUGGAUGGAGUUGGGGGAUUCUCGUGCCUUUGCCCGCUAGGGUAUGUGGGAGACCGCUGUGAAGGGGAUGUCAAUGAGUGUCUGUUCAACCCUUGUGACCCACGAGGAACACAUACCUGUGUGCAGCUCAGCAACAGUUUUCAAUGCCAGUGCCACCCACAUUACACAGGUCAGAGAUGUGAGCACAUCAUUAAUUACUGCGAUAAUAACUCUUGCGCUAAUGGCGGAAUCUGUGCACUGGCUGUUAACACCACACAGGGAUUCACCUGCAGCUGCCCACCGGAUUUUUCAGGUCCCACGUGCAGUGAGGUCAUACUGUCUUGCAAAACCUACACCUGCCAUAACGGUGGGCUGUGUAUACAAGACAUGGAAGGCCUUCCUCGGUGUGUUUGCCAUCGUGAUUACACAGGCCCCCAUUGUCAAGAGUCUGUGGGGUCCACCUUUUCUCCUCCACAGGGGCCCUGGAAGGACUGCCUCGAAGUCGAGUGCCAGAGAAAGUUCCGAAAUGGAGUUUGUGACCAGCAGUGCAACAACAAGCCUUGCUUAUAUGACGGCUUUGACUGCAACAUCACAAGAAGCUGCAAGGCUGACUAUGAAAGGUACUGCCAGGACCACUUUGGCAAUGGUCACUGCGAAACAGGAUGCGAUAGUGCAGAAUGCGGCUGGGAUGGAGGUGAUUGUACUUCUAGCCAUGAGAAGCCUGGAGGAAGACUUAUUAUGGUGCUGGGUUACAACUCCUCCAUACUUUAUCGGAGAGACAUCAUCGCACAGCUCCGCGCCUUGUCCAUCCAUCUCCACACCAAGAUACGUCUGGAAAGUGACAGCAAGGGAGACAUGUUGUUUCAAUACUGCAAGGGGGACAACCCUGAAGACCUGUCUGAAGACCAGCUGGAGAGAUGGAAGUAUGAGACCUCCGAGACGUGUCAGAAGAGUAAAGAGACUGUUGGUUGUGUCCUGUACUUGGAGGUCUUUAGUCUGGAGUGUCCCCUGUCCACCUGCAUCAACUCUUCCCAGAUGGCUGCUCGUUUUCUAGAAGCUCUAAAUCAGAAGGGAGAGUCAAACCUACCAUACUCGAUCCUGGAAGUAAAGUCUCUGGAUCCACCUACAGUCCCAGAGGUGUUGAAGAACCAGUAUCAAUGGCCGUUGGUGGGGACGGCUGCUGGCGUGGCAGUGGCUGUAAUUAUUGGAGUGUUCUUUGGGGUUCAGCUAAGCAGAAAGAGACAGCAUGGGGUCCUAUGGCUUCCUUCUGGCUUCAGUCGCCAACGUGCACAAGAGGGCAGCAGGAGAAGGGAGCCUGUAGGGGAAGACUCCAUUCGGCUUAAACCAAUGAAACAUGAUUCUGUCUAUGAUGAUUUAGGCCCUGAAGAAGGAAUUGUGCCACCAAAAUCCAGAAGACUUAAAUUGGCAACAGACCCAUCCAUCCUUGACCAUCGACAGUGGAGUCAAAAGCAUAUUGACGCUGGGGUUCGUUUCCCACAAUGCAUUGCUCUGACACCGCCACAAGAAGAGCCUGAUGGCAGGGACAUUGAUGUGAGAGGUCCAGAUGGAGUCACUCCACUGAUGUCGGCUAUAUGUGCCGGAGGAGGACUGGAACCCAUUGGAGGUGGCGGAGACCCCCCAGAAAUUGAAAGCUCUGCAAGUGUCAUCUCAGAUUUGAUUGGCCAGGGUGCUAGUCUCAAUGCCCAAACUGACUCCACGGGAGAGACGGCACUCCAUCUGGCUGCCCGAUUCUCCAGGCAAGAUGCUGUGAAGGUCAUGCUGGAUGCCGGAGCAGAUACGAAUGUGCAGGACAGGCUGGGAAGGACACCUCUCCACACGGCUAUCGCUGCUGAUGCUCUGGGUGUUUUUCAGACCCUGUUACGAUGCCGUCAGACGGACAUUGACGCCAGAAUGCACGAUGGAUCCACGCCACUCAUCCUAGCCUCACGCCUUCCAGUACAGAACAUGGUGGAAGAACUGGUGGCAUGUGGAGCAGACAUAGGUGCAGCAGAUAAGCGAGGUAAAUCUGCACUACACUGGGCCGCUGCUGUGAACAAUGUACCAGCAAUGAAGACACUUCUGUCUCAUGGGGCUAACAAGGAUCUUCAGGACAAGAGGGACCAGUCUGCACUGUUCCUGGCCGCUAGGGAAGGUAGUUAUGAAGCUGUCUGCCUCCUCCUGGAGCACCAAGCAAAUCGAGAGCUGUGUGAUCAUGUAGGCCAUCAGCCUCGACAUGCAGCUCGUGAACGUGGACACAGAGAUAUCCAGCGCCUUCUGGAAGAAAGCAGCCAAUUAGUCAACCGUAACAUACCCGCUGUUCCUCUGGCUGGAGCUCCACAGCUAAAAAAGACCCCGCGUCCCAGAGCCAAAGAGAUAACCAAGCCUGCACCUUUACCGCACAUAGACCUGAGCAGCUCCUGUUAUCAUAAUGCGCCUCCUGUUUCAGCACCUGCCUUUCUGCCAGGCAACCAGUCAGAGACCAACUGUUGUCAAUCUCAUCAUGCUAUGGUCAACUACGGAGGUAAUUGUGCUCCCUAUGCUCGCAGUGGCUCCUUCUCAUCAGGGGUAGCAGGAUGCCAGUGGGGUCAUAGAGGAUGGAGGGUCCAUUUUUGUCCAACAGGAUGUACCGUGCCUGAGGCCUCCUACUCAGCAGGAGGGCAACAGAUGUCCCCUCAUGCCCACUGGCUGCCAGAAUCUCAACAUCCACAGUCUCCAAACUGCCAAAAUCCAGGCCCCAACUUCUGUUCCACUCCAGCCGGGGAGCCUAUCCCAAGCAAAGACUUGCCUUGCACUCCUACUGACCAGCUGGGGCACAAUAUCUACCUGACCCCUCCUUCAUCACAGUAUGGAUAUCCAUCCCCUGCCAGCCCUGAAGAAACACAGUCUACGCAAAAAACAUGCAUGCACCACCACCCGUUCCUUACCCCUUCGCCAGAAUCCAGGAACCCCUGGGGAAUUGCAUCACCAUAAAGGGAUUUACAGAAAAGACAAAGUAUAGGGGGAUAAACUGCCAUAGCGUUCAGGAGCCAGUGAGUGCACUCUCAGAAUCAGCAUGCACUUUUGGGAGAGUUAGAAGAGGCAUCAAA
This is a messenger RNA of Nanorana parkeri, 6456 nucleotides long. RefSeq names its product neurogenic locus notch homolog protein 1-like. The transcript is spliced from 32 exons. The record is from RefSeq and is a predicted model, not a curated record. Gene Ontology annotation, molecular function: Notch binding; calcium ion binding. Gene Ontology annotation, biological process: cell differentiation; Notch signaling pathway; multicellular organism development. NCBI's taxonomy places the organism in Eukaryota, Metazoa, Chordata, Amphibia, Anura, Dicroglossidae. Bases 35 to 6340 code for a protein of 2101 amino acids. Gene Ontology annotation, cellular component: membrane.